CUCAUCUUCUUUUUCCAUCAUUAUUAGCAACGAUUACAGCAAAAGGAGUUACAUCAGUGUGCCACAUAUCAGGUACCAUAUCGUUGCUAGUUACCCGUGAAUCUAUCAGCUUUCGCAAUUGGCUCCACCCCAAUCCUCCCGAUCUCAAGAAUCAAUGAUCAGUGGUGGACAGACGCAUACCUCUAUAGCCCACCAUACUUAAUCCGUCGACGGCGCAGAGCUUGUUGGUACACAGACUAAUGCACUAGCAUUGGCACUGCCCGACUAAUAAUUUGCUCGGAUAAUUGCAAGCAAUCCAAUCCAACCAACAGCUCGGGGAAAUUGAAUUUUACCCCAGUUUCCACUGUUUCUGUGCUGUGGUACCCCCGCCCCGCUGGUCAGGCGCCAUCAUGAGGUAGGAGCAGGAUAAUAGUAGUAUGAUUCACUCCUUUAUAUCAGACCAGGGACCUCCCCAGCUCCGUGGCUGCUUACAUUCCUUGCUCUGCCCUGCCCGGGUCUCCAUUCGUCUUCUGUCAGUGUACUGCUUCCUCUUUCUCCUUGGUACUGCGCUUCUGGGAAUCAGAAUGCAUCUUAAAUCUUAUUUGUCUGUCGCCCUCUAUGGGCUACCAGCAUUGGCUGUAGACACGGCCCCCUCAUCGUCAGCUGUAGAUCCUUUCAAAGUCUACACGAUUACUGCAGAGAACAUCACCGCUAAGUUGAUCCCAUACGGGGCGCGUCUAACUUCGUUGCUCGUGCCUGACCGCGAGGGCAACGAGCAAGACGUGGUAGUGGGCUACGAUGACCCUAAGGAUUAUUUGAAAGACACUCAGACCGAUCACACAUUCUUCGGUGCAGUUGUCGGCCGCUAUGCCAAUCGGAUCAAGAACGGCACUUUUGUAGUGGAUGGGGACAGGUACGAAGUCCCCAAGAGCGAAAACAACGGCACCGACACCCUCCACGGAGGCGAUGUCGGUUAUGAUCAGCGCAACUGGACUGUCACUGCUCAGUCCGAUUCCUCCAUCACCUUUACUCUACUUGACCGCGGAUUGGAGGACUUCCCUGGAGACGUCAUCACUCACGCCACAUACAGCGUCGAUUCUGAUGCCACUCCUGAGAACCCCCAGGGUCUGCCCCAGUUAACCACUAAGUUGGUAUCUUUGGCCUUGACAGAGGCAACUCCCAUUAUGAUAUCCAAUCAUAUCUACUGGAAUCUCAAUGCAUUUAAGGAGGCCAAUGUCCUGAACGACACUUUCCUCCAACUGCCGCUGUCUAGGCGUCUCAUCGGCACUGACGGCAUCUUGAUUCCCAAUGGAACCAUCCUGGGUGUCGACUCGUACAAAGGAGCCGCAGACUUCGCCACUGGAAAACUUGUGGGCAAGGACAUUGACAAAGCAGCAGGAUUGUGUGGCACCGGCUGCACGGGCUAUGACAACUGUUUCAUUGUGGAUCGAGACAACUCAUACGGCUCGGGCAAUUCCAUGGUUCCCAUUCUCCGUAUGAAUUCCAGCACAACCGGCAUCAGUCUCGAAGUGGCUACGAACCAGCAGGCUGUUCAGAUCUACUCUUGUAACGGCCAGAAGGGUAACAUUCCUAUCAAGCCAUCCCAGGCCAAGCGCAACAAGGAAGAGGGUAUCGAAGGUGCAAAGAACGUCAAUAAGUAUGGGUGCAUUGUCAUCGAACCCGAAGGCUGGAUCGAUGGCAUCAACAACCCUGCUUGGGGCCAACUGUCAGACCAGGUUUAUUCCCCCUCCGGAGCUCCAGCAGUCAACUGGGCUACGUAUAAAUUUGGCAAGGUCUGAAGUAGGUACUGUGCAAAUCUUUAGUUAUCUAAUGAUCUAGUAGCUUUAAUCUUGGACAGUUUUAACCCAUCGUUGUAUAUACAUUAUACUACAGUCGAGUAAAUAAUGUGAUUAGUUCUUGAUUGA
Molecule: messenger RNA, 1904 nt
Organism: Aspergillus alliaceus
Lineage: Eukaryota; Fungi; Ascomycota; Eurotiomycetes; Eurotiales; Aspergillaceae
Product: aldose epimerase family protein
Exons: 1
Coding region: 417-1778 (453 amino acids)
Biological process (GO): beta-D-galactose catabolic process via UDP-galactose, Leloir pathway; glucose metabolic process
Molecular function (GO): carbohydrate binding; aldose 1-epimerase activity
Source: RefSeq, a predicted model, not a curated record